AUGUCAGAGGAGGUUAAGCAAGAAGCCCAAAGAAUCACGGAGUCAGGCUAUCUUCAGACCCUGAAACGAAAGGUGGACAGCACAUUAGUCCUCAAUUUCGACCUCAAGACCAUAUAUGCGCACCUGACGCGCAAUGGGUCCAUCUUCAUGAACAUCCUUCAGUCUCUUGCAACCUUGGCUUGUCAGCUCAAGAGUGCACCAAUAGAGCGUAUGGCUAAAAAGAUAAAGAAGGUCAUUGGCCUGUAUAUGUACAGCACUGGCUCCCUGUAUAUGUACAGCACUGGCUCCCAACGCCAACCGCUCAGUGUGAUGUCGCACUUGGGUCUAUCUGAAAGCUAUGAUGCAAUUACUGGAAAACAGCGUCGGAAGAAGAAAAAAGCGGCCACUAGCGAUGCAUUGCCGCUGAUUGAAGAGCUUCUGAAGUCAAAAGGAGGGACCCUCCGUCAACUCUCGCGCUCGAUGGUGGAUGCCGCAUCUGCUGUAGCACCAACAGGCCUUUUUGCCACUUCGUAUGAUAAUAUCAACAUGGUGUUCCGCGCAGCUGAGCAAAUUGUUGGGCGGACAGAUGCUCAGGAGAAUGGCACAUGUGCCACAAUUUGGCCGCUGUGGAAGGCAAGACUGGAAGACAUGAAAGUCGAGGACCUGACUUCCACCUUUGAUCAAGCACCCCUGCUCUCUAUUCAUGAUGUAAUCCUUUCUCCAGUGGAGGCCACUCAGCUCAAGUUAAACCUCCAACAUACUAUUUCACAGAUAAUUGUGACAUAUGGUGGUGAGGGUUUUGAGAAGUUCGGGGAUGAUCUUGCACGCACACUGCCAGUCAGUGACGAGAAGAUUGAGCUCAACAAAACACCACUCCACCCUCUCCCAGCCAUGGAUAUUGAUGAGUCUACAAUCGUUGAUGGGGCUGAGGUUGUGGAAACAAUUUUUGACAUACUCGGGAUUCGCAAAGUGAAGGGCUGGCUUGGGACCAUCAAGUUUUUUUGUGGCGAUCAGCUUACUAUCGCUCGGCUACGGGCGCUUGUCAAUAUUCGGGCUGGCCAUGAGGGAGGCUAUUCAGGCUUUGGGUGGGGCGUUUGGAUGCCAGGACUUUUCCAUGCGAAGAUGGCUGAUGUCCAUGGCUGUCUUCUGACACAUUGGGGGAAACCGUCUGCAGGAACUCGAAAUCCAGGAUGCUUGGCUUUUCACAACACGGUUCUCCAACGUAAGCCCAUCACCAUUACAUCCCCCCCACCCUUUCGCACAUGCCGUGAUCUUAUCUUUGUGUCACUCUAUGCCCGGGUCCUGCACUGUCUGCUUCUUGUCUCAAAGAAGGCAUCUCUCAAGGAGUGUCUCGAGGAUUUGACAUGGGCCCAACUUGAACUCUACUCAACAGAAAUCCUUGAGAAAUUUGGAAGUGCGGACAUUGUUUCUGAGCUGAGACAGAAGCGGAAACAAGCUGCAGUGAAGCUGACCACAGAGACACCAGUGCAUGACGGUGACAUGGUGUUCGAAAAUGCUGUUCUCUUCUUUCGCAAUGCUCUUCUCUCGCGUGAGUUCACGGAUGCUGUCAAAUCUGGGGACUCAGGCUGA
Cyclocybe aegerita is the source of this 1569-nucleotide messenger RNA. The record is from the annotation of a GenBank genome assembly. NCBI's taxonomy places the organism in Eukaryota, Fungi, Basidiomycota, Agaricomycetes, Agaricales, Hemipholiotaceae.